AGACCCGGCGGGAGGCUGAAUGGCUCCCGUUCUGUGUGGAAAGCUUGUGGUCUCUAAGUGUAUUUAGUGAUUGAGAUCCUGAAAUUAUUUUUUGCCUCUGAAAGUUGGAGAAUGUUCAAGAAUCAGUAUCAGGGUGGCCCAUUUGUGGAAAUAUUCAGUGCUCAAGGCAAGAACCCAGGAGCAAAGUGGAAGAUUCUUGGUAAUCCAUCAGCUAUAAGGAAAGAGUAUGAUAAAGAAGUAAAAGGCUUUGUGUUUGUUCUUGAAGGAAGCAGUCAAAUCAACAAAAUGCAGCUACCAAAGAAAACUAGACAAACUUUGGGACUGGUCCAGCAAUUCCUGACACUUCAGAUUUUUGUACCACUGGGACAAGACUUCUCCACUGAGUUACUGAUAACUGAUUUAGGAAAUAUUAAAAGAAGACUGUAUUUAUCAACAGUCUACAAGGAGCUGUCAGUAACUCCUCUGCAUGCAAAAAUCCCUCUCUUUAUGAUCAAGCGCAAAAUAUGGUGCAAUAUGUGUAUUGACUUGGUAGCAUUCACCAGUGAAAUAUUCAGAGGAGCUGUCUUCCAGUCUUUGGAUGGAAUUACAGUUUCAGCUAACUGUAAACUGAGAAAGAUCUUCACUUUAAAAUCCAAACCUCAAGAUACAGCUGAGGAAGAUGAUAUGCAUGUUGUUCCAUUUAUGCCAUAUGAGCCCACAGCUGUUAUUCCUCAAACCUGCCAGCUCCAUACAGAUGUGCCACAAGUUACACAACUGCUGAACCUGACAAAAGUUCAGAAGCCAGAAAUUAAAAGCAGGAGAUACCCAGGAAGAGUGAAAGAAACAGGUAGCUUGGAUGAUAGACCUCAUGGCACUACACGCAGCAGUAGAACUCAGGAUGUAUCACAUAUUGCAUUCGGAUCAAAGAUCCUUGGGCCACCUCCCUCUUCAAACAGAAGAGUCAGUACAAAGGCAUCUGGAGAGGUAAAAAAGACUUGGAGUAGCAGAAGUAGUAGAUCAUGCCAACUUCAAAGUUCAGGAAAGGGAAUUAUAUCUGUACCAGACACUGAGAGACUGGAGCUGUCACUCUCGCCAUGCGAUGAUUCUUUAGAUCAAGGAGGCAAAAGAAAUACUUGCCAAGCAACUGAAGACAUGUGUCAAAAUGACCCUGCGAUUCAAACUCAGAAAACCUCUGAGAGUGAAGGAGCAGAUUUUCAGCUCAUCUCACCACAAGGACCAUCAGCAGAAAAGAACAGUCAUAGAUUAUCUCCAAACAAUGCAGGCAAAAGCACAUGGGAGAUAAUCAGUGAUGAAUGGGAUUUCCCAGAAAGUUUCACUGAGAAGAUUCAGUUGGAUAGGAGUGAGCAGUUUGUAGCUAUUGAAGAUUCAACCUGUCACAGCUUUACCUCACCACAGAAUGCCUCUGUUGAACACUACAGCAAUGAAACAGAUGCUCACCAAGUGGAUAAUAAAGAGAUUUUCACAUUUUCAUCAAGGCCUCGAUCAGCUCCUCGUGGGAAGUCUCCAAAUACGUCACCAGAAUGUAGCAUUUUCCCUUUGGAUUUGAAUCAAGACAUUAAUGGAGUACCUGGGAAAACUCAAAUUGAAGAUAACUUUGAAGGAUUAGACAGCAGUGAAGAGGAUGACAACAAUGAAUUCAUCCAGGGUACUGAGAACUUUGAGAUCUGCCACAGCAGAGAAGGAACAUCUGAAUCAGCAGUUUCUGGAGAGAUCCCAUUAAAGAGUAUGUCAUGGAGAGAUGAAUACUGGAAGAAUAAGGGAGACAAGGAGCAUAACUUUGAAGAGACCAUCUUACCAAAACCACAGAGUACCACUGAGAGAACAAGAGAUUCUGCAAGCUCACAGAGAAGCUUAAAGCCUACCCUUUCUCAUUCUCCAACUGGAAGUAAAUCUGAAUUCUUUAAAGUAAUUUCAAACGGAUCUGAAAAAACUGAAAGAUAUCAAGGAGUUUCUGGUCAAUUAAAAAGAUCCAUCAAUAAAAAAUCUCUGAAGAAAAUGUCAAGAGAAAAUUCAUGCCUGACAACACAGACUCAGGAGUAUGAAUGGGAAGGCUACCAGUCCAAUAGACUGAGCUCAUCUGAACUACAGAUGCUGGCUAGCAUGAAGAGACAACAAAAUGAAGAAUUGAGGGAUACUGAGAUCUCACAUGGGCUGAGUGCAUCCCAGAUAGACAACUGCAAUGUUAGCAUAAGUACAAGCAGUGAUGAUACAGCAACCUGGAACUCUUGUUUCCCACCACCCAUCAGUCAGGAGCAUCACUAUCAGAAAGAAAUGAGCCCACUUUCUCAUGCUAACCCACGGGACUGGUUGAACGUUUUCAGUCCCCCCAUCAUUCCUGGAAGCAACCAACUGGAAGGGCACACUGAAUCUUUGGCAAAUCAGAGUAUUCCAGGUGAAGAUGACCUCAGUGCUGAAGAAGAUGAGGAAUUUUUGACUCUUUUGUAUGAUCCAUGUCUGAACUGCUACUUUGAUCCAAAUUCUGGGAAGUACUAUGAGCUGGCAUAGUCCAAUCAUGAGAGAAUAUCAUUGUGUCUUCAGAGCAGGUUUAUCAUUUACUAAAGCGUGCUGAACUG
This is a messenger RNA of Calypte anna (Anna's hummingbird), 2573 nucleotides long. RefSeq names its product chromosome 12 C3orf67 homolog (gene CFAP20DC). The transcript has 17 exons. NCBI's taxonomy places the organism in Eukaryota, Metazoa, Chordata, Aves, Apodiformes, Trochilidae. Bases 112 to 2505 code for a protein of 797 amino acids. The record is from RefSeq and is a predicted model, not a curated record.